AGAAGGGAGGUGUGAGCUUUGCAUGGUCCCACCUGCAUAUACUCACUCGAACAAAUUGCGAAGCUUGAACAUUGCCCGUUUUAAGACAUAUAACCGUGUUUGAGGAUGUAUCGCGCAAACAUAGUUGUCGCGGUGUGCGCAUUUGCACUGCUCUUGUCAGCAGCUCACGCAGCGGACAAGACGGUGUACCAGUAUGUUAUCUUUGGAGACAGCGUGACCGAUACAGGCAACGUCUUCCGCGAUGGCGGCGUGCCGGACCCGCUGAUCUACUACAAGGGCAGGUUCACCAACGGGCCCAACUGGGUCGACUACUUGAACCAGUCGCUCAGCGCCAAGCACAAAGUGCAGAUCUUCAACUAUGCGACCGGAGGCGGUGUUGCUUGCAGCUUCAACCUGAACAACACCCGCUACCCGUAUGCCCGGGACGCCGUCAACCAGACUGGGAACUUCCUCGCUGACCUGGCUCGCGGCAAGGUGCCCACCACAAAGUACACCCGCCGCAUCUCCGUCAGCUGGUUCGCCGCCAACGACAUCACCGUGGCGCUGUCGCGCGCGCUGACGUCGGGUGUUGACGCUGCCACCGCGGGCCGGCAGAUCGUGUCCAGCCUGGCCACCUGCCUGUCGCAGCACGUGGGAGCGCUGGCGGCCUCCGGCGUGCGCGAGGUGGUGUUGCUGCCGCAGUCGCCAGUGCAGGUGGCGCCGCUGGUGCCCGACUUCCUGCGGCCCAGCGUGGCCCAGCUGGUGGACGCGGUGGACGCCGCUCUGGUGCAGGCGAUGGCGGCGGUGAACGCGCAGCUGGAUGCGGCGCCGGCGGGCAGCCCCGCCGCGGGGGCGCACGUGUACCUGCUGGGGGACAGCAAGUGGAUCGGCCGCAUCGCGCCCGCCGUCCGCCCGGCCUUCAAAUACAUGGGCGACAGGUCUUGCUUCACCAACCCGGACUCCUCCAUGCGCAUCACGCCCGGCCUGGCCGACCGCAUCUGCACCGACCCCAACGACUACGCCUUCUACGACGAGAUCCACCCGACCACCAACUUCCACAAAGCGUACGCGCUGGACGCGCUGCUGCCGCGGCUGCAGCUGUUCCGCCUGGCGCCGCGGGACGUGUAGGUGCAGGUGUAGGGGCAGGUGUAGGGGCACGUGUGGGGCCGGCGGGGUGUCGACAGCGGCAGUCUGGCAGAUGGAGAUGGAGUGCUGGACAAGAGAAGGCGGCCGCCCACCUGUGAUUACCGGGAUGCCGUCUGCAUGCGUGCGUGUGCUGAGUGUGCGGGCUGCACAGCAAUUAGUGCGGGUGCGCCGCGGCGUGCGAAGAAAUCUUUUGAGGGACGAAGAUUUUGAGAUGUCAUGCAUCACGAAGAUGGCCAAGCCAGCGGUGUGCGGCUGCGUUGACAUGCAGUCAUGCGAAUUGACCACUGGGCACUUGGGCAGGCGGAGGGUGGUUGGGGGAGGAGUAAGGUAGGGGGGGACAUGGCAGGCACAAGGUGUCUGAUGGGCACGUGCAGGGUUGGGGCUGGGUGGCUUCUCGGAUGGGCGGCGAAGAUGCCGCGGAGAUGUGAGACGCGCGUGCGACACCCGGGUGCAUGCGUGUGUGAUUGUGUAGGCUGCUGAGGUGCUGCCCACAGGCUGGCUGUGCGCAGUGGUGGUGUGGGCAGUGGUGCUGUGGCCCAGUGGCAAGCGGCGUGUCCGUGUCCCCGCCGGCUGUGUCCGUGUCGGCACGUGUGUGUCGGUGUGUGUCGGUGUGCGGCGCAUCUACGUGAAUACGCUUACAGACACGGUACCCGCACAACCUGCCGGCAGCUUGGCCGACACUCAAGUCCCGCCCACCCCCAUUCCCUGUAAAGCGACCCAGGA
Chlamydomonas reinhardtii is the source of this 1848-nucleotide messenger RNA. RefSeq lists its product as uncharacterized. Gene Ontology annotation, molecular function: hydrolase activity, acting on ester bonds. The record is from RefSeq and is a predicted model, not a curated record. Bases 106 to 1107 code for a protein of 333 amino acids. The transcript is spliced from 14 exons. NCBI's taxonomy places the organism in Eukaryota, Viridiplantae, Chlorophyta, Chlorophyceae, Chlamydomonadales, Chlamydomonadaceae.